Messenger RNA from Postia placenta MAD-698-R-SB12, 1047 nucleotides. RefSeq lists its product as hypothetical. NCBI's taxonomy places the organism in Eukaryota, Fungi, Basidiomycota, Agaricomycetes, Polyporales, Adustoporiaceae. The annotation marks the transcript as partial. Gene Ontology annotation, cellular component: mitotic spindle pole body; cytosol; cell division site. The transcript has 3 exons. Gene Ontology annotation, molecular function: ubiquitin protein ligase activity; protein binding. The record is from RefSeq and is a predicted model, not a curated record. Gene Ontology annotation, biological process: protein ubiquitination; ubiquitin-dependent protein catabolic process; mitotic spindle assembly checkpoint signaling.
AGCCUUCUACGCACUCGACCGCGGGGCACAUCGCAAUCGCACCCCUCUCCCCCUGCCCACGAGUCAGCCGCGACAACAAGAGACUCUCCACCACCCACCGACCCUGCAACCGGCCACCGACGGCGUGCUGCAGCCCCCAACAUCCAGAACUCGAUAUCGCAAUCCAACUCGACCCCAGGAUUCUCCCAGAUGCUCCGCCGGCGACGCUCCGCAGGCACACUCGCCGCCAGCGCCACCCCACAGGUGCCCGUUGUCGCGCAGGCGCGCACGACCGUCGGCGCACUGUCUGCGAGCGCACCCAGCGGCGGGCAGGCGUUCCGUAUCCGCCUCGUGCCGCACCUCGCCUCCCGCACCUCGCUGCGCUUCGACCCCAUCUGUCGGGACGUGCGCGAGGGCGACCCAGCGCUCCGUAUCGGGCGGUUCACAGAUCGGUCAGGGCUGGGGCUCGCGGCGGCGAACGCACUCGGGUCGCACAAGCUGGCGUUCAAGAGCAAAGUCGUCUCGCGGGCGCACGCGGAGAUUUGGGUAGAAGCGGGCGGGCGAUUCUUCAUCAAGGACACCAAGUCGAGCAGCGGGACGUUCCUGAACCAUGUGCGGCUGUCGGCGGCGGGGACGGAGUCGUCCCCAAGCGAGCUGCGCGAUGGCGACCUGCUCCAGCUGGGUGUGGACUACCAGGGCGGAAACGAGGACAUUUACAAGUGCGUGAAAAUCAAGAUUGAGAUGGGGCGGGAAUGGCAGGCGCACGCAAAUCCGUUCAACGCCAACGCUCUUAAGCAGCUGAAGGCAAUCGCUAUACCACAUGCAAGCCCUCUGGAGAAGAAGACGGCACCCAAAUCCGCAUUGCCAGAUUGCUGUAUUUGCCUGUUCGGCGUCACCAUCAACCAGGCGCUCUUCAUCGCCCCCUGCUCGCAUGCCUUCCACUACAAGUGCAUCCGACCACUCCUCGAGACACAUCAUCCGGCUUUCUCCUGUCCUCUUUGUCGGACAUUCGCAAAUCUCGAGGAAGACGUAGAGGUCGAGAUCGAGGGCGAGGUCGACACGGAGUCU